Coregonus clupeaformis (lake whitefish) is the source of this 2773-nucleotide messenger RNA. Its product is annotated as amyloid protein-binding protein 2. The record is from RefSeq and is a predicted model, not a curated record. The transcript is spliced from 13 exons. The coding region runs from base 23 to 1954 and encodes 643 amino acids. Gene Ontology annotation, biological process: intracellular protein transport. NCBI's taxonomy places the organism in Eukaryota, Metazoa, Chordata, Actinopteri, Salmoniformes, Salmonidae. Gene Ontology annotation, molecular function: protein binding.
CAUCGAUGAGAAAAUUAGCAGAAUGUCGGCCAGAGUCUCCUUCCAACUUCUCGCCACUGGGCUUCCUCUCACUACCAUAUUUGUGAGUGGAAACGAAAGCGGAUGCUUCUCAUUUAUACAUCCGGUGAAAUAUCUGUCUCGUUGUUCUGUGGUUGGAAGGGGUUUGUUGCUGAAGAAGGAAAACAAUAUGGCGGCGGUGGAGCUAGAAUGGAUCCCUGAAACCCUGUACAACACUGCUAUAUCUGCAGUGGUGGACAACUACAGUCGAUCUCGAAGGGACAUACGCUCCCUUCCUGAAAAUAUACAGUUUGAUGUGUACUAUAAGCUAUACCAACAGGGCCAGCUCUGCCAGCUGGGAGAGGAGUUCUGUGAGCUGGAGGUUUUUGCCAAAGUUCUGCGAGCUUCUGACAAAAGGCACCUGCUGCACCACUGUUUCCAGGCACUGAUGGACCAUGGGGUGAAGGUGGCUUCCGUACUGGCCAACUCCUUCAGUCGCCGCUGCUCCUACAUCGCUGAGUCAGACGCCCACGUCAAAGAGAAGGCCAUUCAGUUCGGCUUCAUUUUAGGUGGCUUCCUGUCUGACGCAGGCUGGUACUGUGAUGCAGAGAAGGUGUUCCUGUCGUGCCUGCAGCUGUGUACGCUCCACGACGAGGUGCUGCACUGGUACCGAGCUGUGGAGUGCUGCGUCAGGCUGCUCCAUGUCCGUAAUGGGAACUGUAAGUACCACCAGGGAGAAGAGACGUUCAAGCUGGCCCAGUCCUACAUGGACAAACUAGCCAAACACGGCCACCAGGCCAACAAAGCGGCCCUGUAUGGAGAGCUGUGUGCCUUGCUCUUCGCUAAGAGUCACUACGAUGAGGCAUACAGCUGGUGCAUAGAGGCCAUGAAGGAGAUCACUGAGGGCCUGCCUGUCAAAGUGGUGGUGGACGUCCUCAGGCAAGCCUCCAAGGCCUGUGUUGUGAAGAGGGAGUUCAGGAAAGCCGAACAGUUGAUCAAACACUCCGUCUUUCUGGCACGGGAGCAUUUUGGACAUAAGCAUCCCAAAUACUCAGACGCUCUGCUAGACUAUGGCUUCUACCUACUGAACGUAGAUAACAUCUGCCAGUCAGUGGCCAUCUACCAGACGGCGCUGGACAUCAGGCAGUCUGUAUUCGGGGGGAAGAACAUCCACGUAGCGACGGCUCACGAGGACCUGGCCUACUCCUCCUACGUACACCAGUACAGUUCUGGGAAAUUUGACAACGCGCUAUUCCACGCAGAACGUGCCAUAGACAUCAUAACUCACAUUCUCCCUGAAGACCAUCUACUGCUGGCCUCGUCCAAGAGGGUCAAAGCUCUGAUCCUGGAGGAGAUAGCCAUCGACUGCCACAACAAGGAGACAGAGGAGCGCCUGCUGCAGGAGGCCUAUGACCUGCACCUGUCUUCUCUGCAGCUGGCCAAGAAGGCCUUCGGAGAGUUCAACGUCCAGACAGCCAAACACUACGGAAACCUGGGACGGCUCUACCAGUCCAUGAGGAAGUUCAAGGAGGCUGAAGAGAUGCACAUCAAAGCUAUCCAGAUCAAGGAACAGCUGCUGGGGCAGGAGGACUAUGAGGUGGCUCUGUCUGUGGGUCAUCUGGCCUCUCUCUAUAACUAUGACAUGAACCAGUAUGAAGACGCUGAGAGACUCUACCGACGAUCCAUCGCCAUCGGUAAGAAACUAUUCGGUGAGGGCUACAGCGGUCUGGAGUAUGACUACCGGGGUCUGAUCAAGCUCUACAACUCAGUAGGGAACUAUGAGAAGGUGUUUGAGUACCACAACGUUCUGUCUAACUGGAACCGACUCAGGGACAGGCAGUUUGCUGUGGCAGAUGCCCUGGAGGAUGUUAAUACUAGUCCCCAGCAGACACAGGAGGUGGUACAGGCCUUCCUACUGGCCCAGAGAUAUGGGCCCACACGACCCUGCCUGGGCUGAGACACACACACACACACACAGCAAGGAGCAUCCAGGAUGGGACUGGUUCACCAACCCCCUCACACCAAUCCAAUCCAAGGAGCUAACUAUUUAUUUGACUUUAAGAAGAGAACAGAGAUUUUCAAAAAAUACUUGUGUUUCUUCAUGGAAAUCUCACAAACCCUUUUUUAGUUACAUUUUUUUCUUUGCCUUUUUUUUUUUUUUCUUUGGGUUUUGACGACUUCUUUUGUAUCUGAACCAGUGUAGCUCUGACCACCACGAGAAUUCACUGUGUCUCGCUCUCUCUCUCUCUGUUGGAGACAUGGAAUACCCUACGGUGUUAUUUUGCCCCCACAGCCCCCCUCGUCGUAGUCACUCAACGGCCACGGGGACCACACACCAGUGACUGGGGAUGCGUCCCCAAAUGGCACCCUAUUUCCUACGUAGUGGGAACAGCGGGAGUAUUUCCAAUGGGCCCUGGUUAAAAAGUAGUACAUUUUAUAUAGGGAAUAGUGUGCCAUUUAGGAUACAGACUGAGAAAUGUUUCUACCAACGUCCCUCCCCAGGUGUCACCACAAAGGAGGGCAAUUUUAAACAAAAUGUGCAAUGAUUUAUAUAUACACUAGAUGACUGUGCUGUGUUGAAGCCACGUGCCUCCAAUUUGGCACUCCCCAACCGUUGUAAGAAAAUAUAUUUAGGAAGUUAUAGAAAUGCAUUUAGUUAAUGUCUACAUUAGUUUUUGCCACGUUUAUUAUAUUAUAGACCCCUUAAUGCAUACUUUUAGAUUAGAUUAUGUGAGCUAAAUAUACAAAUGUACAAAUAAAACAUUUUCCUCAAAGU